GUUUCUUUUUUCCUCCCGUUUUAUAUUAUUUCCAUUUCACGUGGCCGGCACAGCUGUGGCAGCUGGGGUAAGGCACGUGACCAUUGCAUAUUUGAACGCGGUGACGCGCGUGCCGAUUAUACCCUCUCAGAAGACAAAUCCAUUCUCCGAUACCCACCCCGGCUCAACGACGCUUCCGCAACGGAACAUCCAUGGGAUUCUUCCAUUGAUCCUGUCCCACUUGAACUUGUUUCUCCCUAUCUCCAGCUGAUAUUCUGUUCAAGUCUCAUCGCCCUUCAUUUUCGCACUUUCAGAUUAGACACAAUGUUCAGAAACACCUUUCAGAGUGGAUUCCUUUCUGUUCUCUUCAGCGUCGGUACCAAGCCGUUACAACUUUGGGAUAAAAAAGUCCGUAAUGGCCAUAUCAAACGGAUAACCGACAACGAUAUUCAAUCACUGGUUCUCGAAUUGUUGGGGAACAAUGUGUCCACAACUUACAUCUCUUGCCCUUCCGACUCCACAAGGGUACUGGGCAUCAAGCUUCCGUUUUUAGUUUUAAUCGUGAAAAAUCUAAAGAAGUAUUUCACUUUUGAAAUUAUGAUUUUGGAUGACGUCGGCAUAAAACGUCGAUUUCGGGCAAGCAACUAUCAAAGCACUACUCGUGUGAAGCCUUUCAUAUGCACAAUGCCUCUCCGAUUGGAGGACAACUGGAACAACGUGUACUUCAAUCUAGCUGACUUCACCAAGCGAGCUUACGGCACUAAUUUUGCAGAAGUGCUUCGUAUUCAGAUCCACGCUAACUGCCGCAUCAGACGGAUUUACUUUUGUGACCGAAUCUAUUCCGACGACGAGCUGCCCGCGGAGUUUAAACUCUAUCUUCCUGUUCAUGCAAACCGGAACAGUUAA
Messenger RNA from Dicrocoelium dendriticum, 885 nucleotides. NCBI's taxonomy places the organism in Eukaryota, Metazoa, Platyhelminthes, Trematoda, Plagiorchiida, Dicrocoeliidae. The record is from the annotation of a GenBank genome assembly.